Drepanopeziza brunnea f. sp. 'multigermtubi' MB_m1 is the source of this 1812-nucleotide messenger RNA. The record is from RefSeq and is a predicted model, not a curated record. NCBI's taxonomy places the organism in Eukaryota, Fungi, Ascomycota, Leotiomycetes, Helotiales, Drepanopezizaceae.
AUGGCGUCCCCGACCGUUCCUAUGGGAGUUUAUCUCUGGAAGAGACUCGCAUCUUUGGGCAUUGAGCAUGUAUUUGGAGUACCAGGAGACUUCAACUUGACUCUUUUGGACCAGAUCUACGAUGUGCCCGAGCUCAAGUGGCUUGGUACAUGCAACGAACUGAAUGGAGCUUAUGCCGCUGAUGGCUAUACACGUAUCAGAGGAGUUCCGGGAGCUCUGUUGACGACGUAUGGUGUGGGGGAACUGUCAGCCAUGAAUGGGGUUGCUGGAGCCUAUGCCGAGCAUGCAGGAAUGAUUCAUCUUGUGGGAAUGACAUCUCGGCCAUUCCAAAAAAUGAGAGCCAUGGUUCAUCAUACGAUGGAGCCAGGCAUGGAUCAUGCUAUCUACAUUGGGAUGAGCGAGCCGAUUCGGAAGACACAUACCUUCCUCACAGAUGAUGCUACGAUGGCGGAAGAGAUUGAUCGAGUCAUUAUUGAAGGUGUGAAAAGCAGACUUCCGGUCUUCAUCUACAUUCCUACCGACAUUGUCUCCGUUCAGCUUGAUGCCAAGCGUCUUGAAACUCCGCUCGAUACCACGAUCACGAAUAGCAAGACUGCCGAGGAUUCGAUUGUUAAAUCGGUCUUGGAACUGAUCAAAUCUGCUUCAAAUCCUGUCAUUCUAGCCGAUGUCCUUACGAUCCGACAUGGGGGACGAGACUUGGCAAGAGAGUUGGUUGACCUGACUCAAUUCCAGAGCUUUUCAACUCCUCUUUCAAAAGGAAUAAUUGACGAGACUCAUCCUAGCUAUGGGGGAAUCUAUAAUGGAACAGUUUCAUUCCCUGGUGUCGCCGACGCAGUCCACAGCUCGGAUCUGGUGUUAAACCUCGGUCCGCUGCUUUCAGACUCGAAUACGGGAGCCUUCACCAGAGAAAUUAAGGACGAGAAUGUUGUGCUAUUGGGACAUGCAUUCUGUCAGGUAAAAGACAAGAAAUACGAAGGUGUUCAUUUCCUGCCAGUUUUGAGAAGAAUCGUUGAAGAGCUCAAGACAGACGCAAAAUCGUACAACCUUCCACGACGACCAAGGGGGGACAGACUCGAGGCGCUCAUCUUAAACAAGUCAACCUCCGGAGCAAUCGAGCAAACUUAUACUUGGCAGCGACUUGGAAAAUUCUUGAAAGCAAAUGAUAUUGUACUUGCAGAAUCAGGGACUGCUCAAUUCGGCAUGCCAGAUGCCACAUUCCCCGCCAACGUUCGAUACGUCACGCAGAUCUUCUGGUCGUCCAUCGGAUACACCGUUGGCGCAUGUCUCGGAGCUCUAGUCGCAGCGAAGGAGAUGAAGCUACCUGGUCGAAUUGUGUUGAUCGUUGGAGAAGGAAGUAUGCAGAUGACGGUUCAAGAAAUGCAAGUUGGCCUUCCACUGACAUUCCUUGGCAGCGCUGCUUGGGAUCUUGACACUGACAUCACUUACUUCAGUGGCUCUUACAUCCGCUACGGCUUCAAGCCUAUCAUCUUUGUUAUCAACAACAAUGGCUACUCCAUCGAGCGAGCUAUCAACGGACCGAAGCAGGCCUACAACGAGGUGAGUAUGCUAUGGGAUCACCAGAAGAUGCUCGAAUUCCUCGGCGCGAGAAAGGAGAAUGGGAUUGCGAGCAAGAGCUACAAAUGCACGACCGUGGAAGAGCUCGAGAAGGUUCUCACCGACGAGGAGUUCGCCCAGGCCAAUUGCAUUCAGGUGUGUGAGAUCGUCAUGGAUCAAUUCGAUUACCCGUGGCGUUUGACAAAGCAGGUCAGCAUUUUCCAAGCGAGGGCGAAGGCAAUGGCCAGCUCGAAGUAG